Messenger RNA from Ostertagia ostertagi, 492 nucleotides. Lineage: Eukaryota; Metazoa; Nematoda; Chromadorea; Rhabditida; Trichostrongylidae. The record is from the annotation of a GenBank genome assembly.
AUGCCAAGCUCACUGCCUUCGAAAUUUAGAGGAAAUCGGCCGCCGGCAGCGAACAGACUCUUCCAACAAGAACUAGGCGUCGGAGACGUCUACAAGCUGCCGGACUUGUUGGAAGAAGCCGUUGAUUGCGAGAAGAAUCGUGUCAAGUGCGGCUCAGUGGCGUACUGGUUGGACUCGCCGAACAGUGAACUAAUGUUCUAUUUUCUGAUGAAUCCGCGUUCAGGAUGGGUAGUGACGGUAUCAGUUGACAGAAAAUUCCAUCCUUCGUAUCCCACUGUGAAGCAUGUUGGAGGAAAUGUGAUGCUUUGGGGAUGUUUCAGUGAUCACGAAAAUCGUCAGUCUCCGGAUUUAAAUCCGAUUGAGCAUUUAUGGUACGAGCUGGAGCGCCGCGUAAAAGGCACAACAGCAAGGAAUUCGGUCGAAAAUUUCUCUCAGAUUGAAGUAAGCCUGGAAAGCUAUCCCACAGUCUUACCUCACACUGUUAGAUUCUGA